AUGCCUAAGUCGAGAAAGAAGAAAAAUGCCAUCACCGUAUUGGUACCAGAAAAGCCAACUGCAAAUUUAACUUCUGCUAUGCGAACGGAAUUAUAUGCUACGCCGGAAUCGUUUGAAAAUGUAACUGUUCCAACAUCACACAAUAUUCCACCUGAAAAAUCAAGUGUAGCAACAAAAACAGAGCGAGCACCACAAAUAGCAACGAAGAAAGAGAAAUUGACAGUGCCAGAAAAGGGGAUCAGUAAAAAUAAUGUAAUGAUAACGAAGAUAAACGAUAUGCAAAUUUAUGAUGCCGAUGUGAUCGGAACAUAUUCGCUAAGUUCUGGAACUGUUUCAUACGAUUCCAUCGAAUCAAUGAAUAAUGAAUCAUUGGAAAAGGCUAAAAUUAACGGCAAAUAUGUACAAAAUACCGAUAAGAAAUUGCAUAAAGCGGUGAUGGAGCAGUUGUUGGAUGAUGAUUCAAGCAUAGCAAAGAUGCGGGUUAUUGGUGAGAGUGAGCUAAAUCGCCGAAUGACCGGACAGAAAGGACCACUCGAGAAUCAGAAAGCAAUUCCGGCUACUCCAUUAUGGGGACUAUACGAAACUAUCCUCACCAAGAAGUGCAUAAAUGAAGUGGUCGAGAAUUUUUUUGCCAGUCCUCGGGAUGAUAUCGAGUUGACAAUGAAGUUAUCACGACGUGAUCUAUAUCCCAGAUUACAUAUCGAAUUAGCACCAAUUUAUCAUGAUCUACACAUUCAAGCUGCUCGUCUUCAGCAAAAUGCAAUAACACCAUUUACGGUUGGUAGCAGGCGUUGGCGUUUUGAUGACCUUUUACGAGCAGAAGAUUUGAAUGAUUAUUUACCAUCAAGUGAUUAUUCAAUGCAAUCCAUGGAGAGUAGAAGUGCUUCAAUGUGCUGUGCACGAACUUCCGAUGCAACAACCGCUCGAUCACCAAGCUAUGAUUAUCUCUCCUCGGCAUACUCUUAUCUUGUUGCUUUUGUCAAGUAUCACAGAAUAGAUACCGAUAUUAAAGGUUAA
Messenger RNA from Acanthocheilonema viteae, 1017 nucleotides. The record is from the annotation of a GenBank genome assembly. NCBI's taxonomy places the organism in Eukaryota, Metazoa, Nematoda, Chromadorea, Rhabditida, Onchocercidae.